AUGCUUAAGAAAUUAUUCUCAUUUAAUUCGGAGCCACAAUUUCCGAAAACCAUUGAAGGGUUUGGUUACAAAUUCAAUGAAAAUGGUGAACUGAGAAAUAUUGAGACAAACGAAAGAUUUGUGUUUCGCGUUAAGCCAGACGAUUAUAAUUAUAAUCAAAGCCAUUAUGAAGCUUUAGGAGAGGUGAUCGGUGAAUACAUCGAAGAUCUGCUUGUUUCGCAAUUCCGUCUCAAGCGGCAGGAAAUUCCUCUUGGCGGCGAACAGCCAAAGAGCAGAAUUUAUGUUAGUGAGGAUUAUAACGAAAAUCCGACAUUACUCUUGCUUAUGCAAGGUAGUGGUGUAGUACGUGCUGGACAAUGGGCCCGUCAAG
Ambispora leptoticha is the source of this 370-nucleotide messenger RNA. Lineage: Eukaryota; Fungi; Glomeromycota; Glomeromycetes; Archaeosporales; Ambisporaceae. The record is from the annotation of a GenBank genome assembly.